Messenger RNA from Pollicipes pollicipes, 4055 nucleotides. RefSeq names its product E3 ubiquitin-protein ligase Bre1 (gene Bre1). Gene Ontology annotation, cellular component: HULC complex; nucleus. Lineage: Eukaryota; Metazoa; Arthropoda; Thecostraca; Pollicipedomorpha; Pollicipedidae. Gene Ontology annotation, molecular function: metal ion binding; ubiquitin protein ligase activity. The record is from RefSeq and is a predicted model, not a curated record.
GUCGUAUACAGGAGAAAACCUUGGAAAAAGGCCGGCGGUCAUCGGCCGCGGUGUGUAUUGCCGGCGCCCAGGAAGGUUUGAAUAACAAGCACGUAGCUAGACAUGGCCAAACGAGGAGCGGACGAGGGCGUUGGCGGGGAGCCGCCGCCCAAGAAGGUGCAGUUUGAACAGAUCAAGAUCGGACCUGUAUCCACCCUGGAAGACAUUGACAUGAAAACACUUCAGUUCCAAAAUAAGAAGCUGGCUGAGCGGCUGAAGCGGCACCACCGCGCCGACCAGGAGCUGCGGGGUCGCAUCGACCAGCUGGAGAAGCGCCAGAUCCAGGAUGACGCCGUGCUCAACAUCAUCAACCGCUAUUGGAACCAGCUGAACGAGGACGUGCGCGUCCUCCUGCAGCGCUUCGACGCCGAGACCAGCGACGAGUUCGAGAGCAAAAACGAGAGCGAGGCGACCACGUCGUUCCUGACGCAGCUGUCCACCUGGGACAAGCAGGAGCUGGACGAGAAGCUGGCGCGCCGGGUGCAGGUCUCCAAGCGAGCCGUGGCCAAGAUCCUGCAGGCUUUCGACCGCGUUGUACAGCGCAACGAGAAGAUCACGCUGGCGCUGAAGGCAGAGGCCGGCGAGAACGAGGAGCCGCCAAGCGUCGACGAGGAGAUCAAGGAGAUGAACGUGGCGCUGCAGAAGGAGAACGCCAGCUUGCAUGCGCUGAAUACGGCCCUCCACGAAAAACACCACACCAUGUCUCUGAAGACGGCCGACCUGCAGGAGCGGCUGACGGCGCUGCAGACAGAGAAGGACGAGCUGGGCAACCGGCACGACGACAUGCUCUACGAGUGGGAGAAGACGCGCAACUACAACGAGAAGCUGGAGGCGCACCUGGCCGACGCCUCCGAGAAGCUGAAGUCUUAUGAGCAGCAGAUGGAGGAGCUGCGACCCGAGGACCCGGCCGCCAAGACCUCGGCGCUGGCGGGGGCCGCCGGCAGCGCCCGAAAGACGGAGAAGUCGGUCAAAAUCAGCGGCUCCGUGCAGAAAAUGAUCGAGGACCUGAACCAGGACCUGGAGGAGCAGCGGGAGCUGGCCACCAAGCGGCUGCAGGAGCUGGAAGACCUGCACCGGAAGCACAAGGACGUGCUGAAGGAGGUGGAGAAGCUGAAGAUGGACCUGCGCCAGCUGCCCGAGUCGGUGAUCGUCGAGACGCCCGAGUACAAGUGUCUGCAGUCGCAGUUCUCGGUGCUGUACAACGAGUCGGUGCAGCUGCGCAUCCAGCUGGACGAGGCCAAGCACCAGCAGCAGUCGUGCACCAGCGCCCACCUGCGUCAGAUCGAGCAGAUGGAGAGUGAGGAGCUACUCUCGCAGCGCAAACUGCGCACCAAGGAGAUCCAGCAGGAGGACGAGCUGGCGCGCGUGCGCAAGGAAUACGAGAUGCUGCGCAUCGAGUUCGAGCAGAACCUGGCGGCCAACGAGCAGACGGGUCCGAUCAACCGGGAGAUGCGGCAUCUCAUCACCAGCCUGCAGAACCACAACCAGCAGCUGAAGGGCGAGGUGCAGCGCUACCGGCGCAAGUACAAGGAGAUCAACAUCGAGCUGUUCAAGGUGCGCCGGGAGGUGGAGGAGCUGAACCAGGAGAAGUACCGGCGCACUUCGGAGCGCCAGGACUCAACCUCGUCCGACCGCGACGUCAAGGAGGAGCACGCCCAGCACGCGCACGAGGCCGGCGUCAAGGACGAGGCCGACAUCAAGAAGGAGGAGCCCGACGCGGACCAGGGCGGCUCGCAGUCGGCUGAGGCGCAGGCGGCCGGUGAGGGCGACGCGGUCAGCCGCGACCAGAAGGACAUCAAGAAGGAGAAACACACCCAUCAAGAAGGAGCAGCUCAAGCACCGCGAGCUCUCCAAGCAGGAACAGGAAUGAUCCGCGAUCUCAAGUCGCAGCUCAAGAAGUCGCUGAACGAGCAGAAGGAGAUGAAGCUGCUGCUGGACAUGUACAAGGGCGUGGGCAAGGAGCAGCGCGACAAGGUGCAGCUGAUGGCGGCCGACAAGAAGGCCCGCCAGGAGUGCGACGAGCUCCGUAUGCAGCUCAAACGGUUCCAGGAGGCGAAGCGGGAGGAGAGGAAGAAGCUGGCCGACGAGGACGCUAUCCGCAAGAUCCGUCAGCUGGAGGAGCUGAACCACGUGCUGCAGAAGCAGAUCCAGAACCAAAAGCAGGAGGCCGAGGCGCUGGUCAACGAGAUGGAGGUGACUGGCCAGGCGUUCGAGGACAUGCAGGACCAGAACAUCCGGCUCAUCCAGCAGCUGCGCGAGAAGGACGACGCCAACUUCAAGCUGAUGUCAGAACGUAUCAAGGCAAACCAGACGCAUAAGCUGGUGCUGGAGGAGAAGGACAUGAUGAGCGAGCGGGUGAAGACGCUAACGACGCAGGUGGAGGCGCAGAACCAGGUGGUGCGCAGCCUGGAGGAGAUGGAGCGGCACAUGCAGAACGACCUGGCCAACGUCAAGAAGGAGCUCAGCUUCCGUCAGCAGGCCAUGGAGAUGCACAAACGCAAGGCCAUCGAGUCGGCGCAGGCGGCGGCCGACCUCAAGCUGCACCUCGAGAAGUACCACUCGCAGAUGACGGAGGCGCAGCAGGUGGUGGCCGAGAAGACGUCGUCAAUGGAGCAGGAGACGUUCAAGACGCGCCGCCUCCAGGAGGAGAUCGCCACGCUGCGCAGGAAGCUGGAGCGUGCCAAGAAGAUCGAGCUCGCCGGCGCCGCUGACGACGUGCUCAUGGAGGAGGUGCGGGAGUAUAAGGAGCAGCUCACCUGCCCGUCGUGCAAGGUCAAGCGCAAGGACGCCGUGCUCACCAAGUGUUUCCACGUGUUCUGCUUCAGUUGCUUGCGCACGCGGUACGAGACCCGCCAGCGCAAGUGUCCCAAGUGUAACGCGGCGUUCGGUGCCAACGACUAUCACAGAUUGUACUUGGCCUAAGUGGGCAGUGGCCGCCGGACUGGCCACGCUGUGGUAGAUUGGUCUAUUUUGCCACUCUGCUGGAAUCUCCUGCCGGCCGGCCGCCGCCAGUGGAGCGCGCCCUGUCGUGGGGCGUCGGCGGGGGAGGGGGCGGGACGCACGUGAUGCGCCGGCCGGUCGUCAGGAUGACAGGGGCUGCCGCCUGGCCGAGCCGGACCGGGCGGGGUGGCCGUCCGUCGACCGGCCUCAGCUCGGCUCGGCGCAACCUCCCCGUUGCCGGGCGGAGGCGUGCGCGCCGCGCCUGCCGCCUGCUGGCGGACGCAGGACGACCCCCGACGGGCGGCGCCGACCGGCCGGCCGGUCGGGGCCGCGGCGUCGUCGUCCCGACGCUCGGCCGCGCGGACGGAUGUUCAGGGAGUCGACCGUGCGUGACAGCGUCGCGGCGGCGGCGUGAGCGCGUCCUGCGCGUGGCGCGCAUUGUGGAUGGGCGCCGCCGGCAGCGGGGCCGCGGGGCGAUCAGCUGGCAACUGCAGGGGUGGGACGCGCCCACCAAGGCUGUCCCACAGAGCCGAUCCUUCCGCCGCGCGUGACGGGCUUUUGUGGAGGACAUUCUCUGGAACUAUGCAUUCUGAUGGAAGUAUACGUGUGUGAGCGGCCGUGGGCGCCGUGUUAUUUUCUGAUGUAGUCGGUGAGUUUUACUCGGCAGGUCGCGACUCGGCACUCCCGUUCCGUCUUGACGUUGGUUGUAUCUCGUCGUUGGGACCUGUAUAGCUUCCAUGUCCACAGCACUGCAGUUGUUUGGGCUACCCGCUGGUGUACGUACCGUACCGUGUCCUGCUGUAGUGCGUCGACAGAUGCUUCUUGGGACGUCUUGCCGAAUCGCUCCCGCGUCUGCGGAUGGAGCGGGGCCGAUGUCCGUCCGGCUGGCUGGCUGGCUGGCUGGCUGCUGGGCGUGUCAGGAGGCGCGAGCGGCCGCCGCGUCCGGGUGGCUGUGUCGUUAAUAUCAAAUGCCGCGCUUGCCGGCAGAUCCACGCUCUUCUCUUGUGUCGACUGUAUACCGCUAAGCUGUGUUUCCAAUGUGAUCAGUACCACGAAGAAUAAACGCCUGCGAUGUG